Molecule: messenger RNA, 3155 nt
Organism: Danaus plexippus (monarch butterfly)
Lineage: Eukaryota; Metazoa; Arthropoda; Insecta; Lepidoptera; Nymphalidae
Gene: cce-3
Product: juvenile hormone esterase-like
Exons: 3
Coding region: 176-1816 (546 amino acids)
Source: RefSeq, a predicted model, not a curated record
UAGUCUAGUACGUAGUCUGCUGACAUCGAUUGCUUGGGAGGUACCUACCUCCAGUAACUAACACUCGGACACUAUUUUUUAGUUUCGUUAUGAAGUUAAAAGAAAAUAAUGUAACGCCAGUACCAAGUCCAUUCUCAGGAAGAGCUCGAAAAUAGGUUCUAGCAAUUAUGAGACAAUGAAGGCUUAUUUGAAAACAUAUGUAAUAUUUUACGUGUGUCUGUAUGUGUCUGGUAGUUUGUUGACAUCUGUUGUUCAACUGGGUCAAGGCAAGUUACGUGGAGUGCGCAGUGCCUUCAGACAAAACAGGUAUUUUAGUAUACCAUACGCAACUAGCGACAGAUUCCAGUCUCCUCGAGAGCCUCCAAAGUGGAGAGGGAUAUUGAAUGCUAUAAAUCCUUUUGUGAGAUGUCCACAAAAAAUCUCCUUUUUCAUAACAGGCACCGAAGAUUGCCUUUAUUUAGAUGUGUAUACUCCAGAACAAGCAAAACCAAAACAAAAACUACCAGUUAUGGUGUUUUUCCAUGGUGGAGCAUAUUUUAAGGGCAGCAAAGAAUUGUACGAUCCACAAUUUCUAGUCAUGAAAGAUGUGAUAGUUGUAAUAGUUAAUUAUAGGUUAGGGGUCUUGGGAUUCCUGUGUCUAAAUGGAGUAUCUAACUUAGGAUUAAGAGACCAGGUAGCAGCCUUAAAAUGGAUAAAAAAAAAUAUCAGUGCAUUCGGUGGCGAUUCCGACAAUGUGACUCUUUGUGGCCAGAGCGCCGGCGCCAGCUCGGCUUCGUUACACUUAUUGUCUAAACAUAGUACGGGUUUAUUCCAUAAGAUGAUUCUUAUGAGUGGAACGGCGUUAUCGACUUGGGCAUUUAAUAUCGAGCCUCUCAAGCCAGCGAUGCAAGAUGCGCAAGAAAUUGCUUAUGUCAGCAACGAGAAGGAGGUGUACAAUACAUUUGCCAAGGCGCCCCUGUCAGCACUUAUGUACGCUACACACGACACCUCAGUAAACCCGCGCUACUUUAAGUACUCGCCGUGUGUAGACGACAAUUUUCCGGACCCAUUUUUCCUCAAUGCGCCGUAUGAAAUUUUUAAAUCGGGAAACUUCAACAAAGUCCCCGUAAUUAUAGGUUAUACUGAUAUGGAAGGUGCAUUUUUUCAUAGAUUGUUAAAUGACAAAUUAGCAAAGGAUUUAAAUGACAAUUUUAUAGAUAUGUUGCCAUGCGUAUUCUCUUCAUGUUCGAAAGAAGAAAAGCAAAACAUUGAACGAAUGAUACGUUCCCAUUACUUCGGUGAUAAAACCAUAAAUUACAAAACAUCGUUCAUCGGCUUGGCAAAUUAUUUUUCAGAUUGGAUUGCAUAUGGAACAAUUAACGCGUUUUCUAAAAUAUUGUCGCAGUACUCUGACCAACCUGUAUUUAAUUACCAGUUUUCAUAUGAAGGAGGAAGAAAUUUUGGCAAAUUUAUUUCUGGUUUCAAUUUCAAUGGUACUACGCAUGCUGGGGAACUAUUUUACAUUUUUAAGCCCUUAGGUUUAUCGCUACCACUGUUGGAGAGAGACCACAGAAUGAUCAACAUGUUUACCACUUUCAUUAGUAACUUUAUGAAAUAUGGGGAACCCACACCGAAUACACGAAACGAACAACUUCACUGGCCUUCAGCAAAUCUAAAUUCAUCAAACAUCUUAGUUAUCGACGAGAAAAUGUCUUUGAUUGACCUUCCUCGUAAACAACAGCGAGGCGAGUUCUUCUUGAGGAUGCUAUGCACGUUUGGGAAAAAUGGCUAUGUGCCUUGCGAGAGCGAGCAACUGUGUACAGAGGAAAAUAAAUAAUGUGUUAUAAAAAUGUUGUAAUAUAUACAAAAGUACCGAUGAAAUUAUACAGAAAAAAUAUUUGUUAAAACCGUAAAUUAUUACGAAUAAAUGUAAUUAAUGUAUUUUAUCGUCUCGAAAUAAACUUACCAAUAAGGAUCACUGUGACGAGACAAAUAAAAUGAAGUAAGACCAAACGGGAUCAGAGGAAUGCGAGUUUUAUAUAAACAAUCAGACGAAUGGUCCAUGUGAAAUGAAAUAAACUGUAGAUUUGCAAACAAGCCCGAGGGUGCGGCCACGACAAACAGUCCGCCUUUUAUAAAUAUGCAGAUCAAAUAUUAAAAGGAACUCUCUAGAAAUCCAGAGCACUGAAUACAAAUGAACUAAAAAUAUAAAAUAAUUUUCAAUAGACUCUAUUUCAAACGUUGAUUCCCGCAUUCAUUAUAUUGUGUGGCGAUCUUUGAGGACAGAUUAAAAAUUUUCUCAUAUGUACUAGAGAAUUAGUUUUAAUUAGCAGAAAAGUUAAUCGAGAGUCAGAACAUGGUAUAUAAACAUAUCACCUUAGAGGAUAUUCGUGAAUUAAAGUAUUACGUAUAAAGUUGAUAGCUACAUCGCAAGGCAACACGGAUCUAUGAAUCACAGUUUGUAAAUUCAAGUCAUUCAGUUCAUAUAAACAUUGUAUCAAAUUCCGAAGCAUUGUACAUACGAUAUCGAAAAGCAGACACAAACAGUCCUCACUGCUGGUGUACUCUGCAGCAUCUGAAGAUAAAUAUUCAAUGUUUUCAUUCAAUUUCUCGCGACCGCCGGCUCCCGUCGCUGCUCAAACACCGAUAGAAACUUAUUUCGUAUUGACCCACGGAGGUCUUGUUGAAUAUUUUUAUAAGCUCGCAUAUGAGAUGGAUUUUAUUAAUCUGGAGAGAACAUUUAUACGUUUAUACUUUGAGAGCUUCAAGCUAUUAUCGAUGAAUCUCGGUUAAAUAAGAAUAAUUUAAAGUAAUCAUUUUCGCUUAUAUAUAUUUUCGUUUGAGUUAAAAUCAUUUUUAAACGAGAUGCGAGUUAAUAAAAUAUUUACAUUAAAAUAUAUUCGAAAUAAUCGACAGCGUUCAAGCAAAAUUAAACAUUUUAUAUAAUUGAAUUAAUCGGCGUCCGAUAAAUAAGUACGACGAUAAAUUUCAAUAUUUGAUUUGCGUAUUCGUUGAUAAUGAUAUAUAUAAAAUAUUUAAUAUUCCGAUCAUAUUUAAAUAAACACAACUGAUAACUUAUACUCUAACCCAUAUUAUCAAAAAUUUCGUUAGUACCAUCUUUAUCAAAGCAAAACACUAUUAACAUGUCAUUAUGUAUUCAAUAACUCACUCAAAUU